GUGAUCCACGCAUUCAUCCACCAGUCGGCCAUGGAGGCCUAUCUAGCAUCCAUCGACGCAGCAUUCUCAUCGUCAUCUACCCCCUCGUCACAUGCAUUCAUCUCACUCAUCGUAGUCACUGCUCAGCAACACGCCGCCCUCAAAGAUGACUUUGCCGCCCAUCGAUCAGUGGAUCAGUCGAUGAUCGCGCAACGCAUAUCGAGGAGCAACGCUACCAUGACUGGCGUUUUGCUCGACAGGACAGCCUCUCUCAUCGAAGCUGCCCUACAGUACGUCGCCGAUGCUCCACCAAUCGCCAUCCUUACUGACACCAACGAUCGCAGACGAGAUCAAUGGCUGGCAAAGGCAUCGCUCCCAGCAUGGCAACAGGCUCAGGCAAAGUGGGCAACUGUAUUCAAUCGAUCAUCUGCUCUCUUCUCCGUGUCGCCCACAUCGCCGCCCGUGUGGUUCUUCCCUACCUUCCGGCUCGUAUCGAUGCUCUUCCUCACCCUCUGCAUACGCCUCGAUCGCCUCUCGUCACCCUUUGCUCAAUCCCACUCACAUCGUCAGCCCUACCUGACCGAAUGCACCUCCAAAUUGGCUGGUCCGGUUCGAGCAGCUGGUACCGACCGUACCUCGCUGCCUGGUCAUGAGACAAAGAGGAGCGCAGCAAUGUGGUUGGGAAACGACUGCUUGAGAGGCUAUUUCAAGCUCAACAAUCUCAAGCUGUGCGAGACGGUACUCAAGAGCGUGCGCGAGGCCAACAAUCGCAACAGGGAGCAUGUCAACUCGACACUCGAGACUGCCCCGCCUUCGUCUCAAUCGUCGUCUUCGACGUUCAUGUCGGAUGACCCGCACGAGUCAAUCUACCCGCUCUCGCAGCAGGUCACCUAUCGAUACUACGUCGGUCGCCUACGCAUCUCCCAAGGUAGGAUCCGAGACGCCUUCCACGACCUCUCUUGGGCGCUUCACUACUGCCACGCGCAGCAUGGUCAUCGUCAGAUCAGGAGCAUCUUGCUACACCUCCUACCGUGCGCCCUCGUCCUCGGCAUGCGGCCAAGCCGAUUUGUCCUCUCGCUCCUGGAUCAAGAUGUAGCCAAUCUCUACCUGCCUCUCUUCGCCUUGUACGCAAAGCCUGACAUUGCCGCAUUCGAGGCCACCUUGAAUGUGCGUCAACGCAAGGAGAGGCUCAGGAAGCUCAACGUCUACCUCAUGAUACGGGACAAGAGCGCCAUUGGCAUGUGGCGAGGUAUCGUCAAGAGGUGGUGGGUUUUGUGCCACAAGGCAGCGAAGACCGGAUCAGACGAGCAUUGCUGACCCCUUUUACACCACUGGCCCGCAGCCUUACCCUCACCCUCCCCAAGACGCCCUCGAAUCCCAAUGCGCCGCCCACGCUAGCCAUGUCUCUCCUCCUCAAGGCCGUGCAACACUCCACGCAAGAGGUCAAUACUGCACCUUUGUUGAGUCUGGUCGACCUCGAAUGCAUCGUGGCCUCGCUCAUCGAUCAAGGCUACAUCAAGGGCUACACCUUCCACUCAAAGGGCAUCGUCGUGUUUCAAAAGGGCCCCACUCUGGGCUUUCCCAGAGUGCGCGACGUCUACUGAGCGGACCCCACGCGUCACAUCUGUCUAAGCUGCUGCUGCUGCUGCUGCUGCUGCUCUCAUCUAUCGCUUGUUGUACUACUACGACCGAUUACUCAAUAUAGAUACCAUUGCUCACG
Jaminaea rosea is the source of this 1699-nucleotide messenger RNA. RefSeq lists its product as hypothetical. Gene Ontology annotation, molecular function: double-stranded DNA binding; RNA binding. Gene Ontology annotation, cellular component: transcription export complex 2. Lineage: Eukaryota; Fungi; Basidiomycota; Exobasidiomycetes; Microstromatales. The transcript has 2 exons. The coding region runs from base 31 to 1296 and encodes 421 amino acids. The record is from RefSeq and is a predicted model, not a curated record. Gene Ontology annotation, biological process: transcription elongation by RNA polymerase II; post-transcriptional tethering of RNA polymerase II gene DNA at nuclear periphery; poly(A)+ mRNA export from nucleus.